Molecule: messenger RNA, 2754 nt
Organism: Ahaetulla prasina
Lineage: Eukaryota; Metazoa; Chordata; Lepidosauria; Squamata; Colubridae
Gene: CNNM3
Product: cyclin and CBS domain divalent metal cation transport mediator 3
Exons: 8
Coding region: 106-2409 (767 amino acids)
Biological process (GO): transport; magnesium ion homeostasis
Cellular component (GO): plasma membrane
Molecular function (GO): transmembrane transporter activity
Source: RefSeq, a predicted model, not a curated record
GCUCCGUCCACUCCCCCUCGGAGUUGCUUCGGCGGCGGCCGCUCUUCGCUGCUGCUGCUCCUGUUUUGUCGUCGACUUCUUCUCGUCCGCCCGUCGCCGGUUGUUAUGGCGGGCGAAAGUAACGGCGGCGGCGGCGGCUGGCUGGCGCUCUUCUGCGGCUGGGCUGCAGCGGCCGCCGUGGUGGGCGCUCUCCGGGACGGCGCGUCGUCCGGCGCGGGGGAUCCGGAGCCCGGGGACCCCUCGGGGCCCUGCCCGCCUUGCCCGAGAGUCCUGGGCUUUCGCUUGGAGGACGGCGCCUCGGCCACGGGGGGCCUGGUGCGGGCCCUGCCGGGGGCCACUUUCCGCCUGCGCCUCUACGGCACCGGGCUGCACAACCGCAGCUGGCCCUGGGCCGCCUUCGUGCCGGAGGAGGCGCCCUGCGAGGGGACCCCGGGGGACCCUUCCUCCCCGCAAGUGCUGGCCCACCACGUCCUGCCUGCCAGCGAGCACGCGGGGCUGGUGACGGUGCGUGUGGCCCCCGGGGGCCCCGGUGGACGGUACCGUCUCUGCAGCCCGGCGGGGCCCGGUCGCCCCUGGGUUCCUGCAGCUCCCGGAGAUGCCAUCCUGGUGACGGAGGACGAAGGCGGAGGGGCCAGGGUGGCGGCGGAAGCGUGGCCCCCGCCGAUGCCCGCCUGGCUGCUGGGCACCCUGGUGGCCCUCCUGCUGGCCCUGCUGGCCCUGCUCCGCGCCUUGCAGCUCAGCACCCUGUGGCUGGACCCGGCCGAGCUCUACGUGCUGCGGGACUGCGGCUCUGAAGCUGAGAGGGGGGCCUCCAAGGCGCUGGAGCCCGUGCGGCACCGGGGCCCUUUCGUCCUGUGUUCGCUGCUGCUCGUGAGCGCCGUGGCUCAAGCUGCCUUGGCCGUGCUUUUCUACCGGGCCGUCGGGGCGUUGGCCCCGGCUAUCCUCGGGGUGGCCGCCUUGUCCUUCCUGCUGGCCGAGGUGCUGCCCUUCGCCGUCAGUUCCCGCUGGGGUCUCUGGCUGGCCCCGCGUGGGCUGUGGCUGACCCAGUUCUUCAUGCUCCUGACGUUCCCUAUCUCGUUGCCACUGAGUCGGGUGCUGGAACUGGCUUUGCGGCACGACAACAGCACCUAUCUCUUGCGGGAGAAGAUCCUGGACAUGGUCCGCAACAGUGACCCUUACAACGAGUUUGUGCGGGAGGAGUUCAGCAAGGGGGCCCUCCGGAACAAGACGGUGGAGGAUGUGCUGACCCCGCUGGACGAGUGUUUCAUGUUGAACGCCGACGCCGUGCUGGACUUCAACAAUAUGUCCAUGAUCAUGCAGAGUGGUUACACCCGCAUCCCGGUGUAUGAGGACGAGCGGACCAACUUGGUGGACAUGCUAUAUGUCAAGGACUUGGCCUUGGUGGACCCCGAUGACUGCACCCCUUUGAGCACCAUCAUCAAGUUCUACAAUCACCCGCUUCACUUUGUCUUCAAUGACACCAAACUGGAUGCUGUGUUGGAGGAAUUCAAGAGAGGGAAAUCCCACAUGGCUAUUGUGCAGAAGGUGAACAACGAAGGGGAAGGGGACCCUUUCUACGAAGUCAUGGGGUUGGUGACCCUGGAAGACGUCAUUGAAGAGAUCAUCAAGUCGGAGAUCAUGGAUGAGUCAGAUGACUACAGGGAGAACCGAUUGAAGAAGAAGCCGCCUCCUCUUGGGACUCUGAUGGACCGCCGGAAAGAAGAUUUCUCCUUGUUCAAAGUUUCCGACAACGAGUACAAGGUGAAAAUCUCCCCGCAGCUACUCCUAGCUACCCAGCGCUUCUUAUCUAGAGAGGUGGAUCUCUUCAGCCCAGGCCGAAUCUCGGAGAAGGUCCUGUUGCAUCUGCUGCAGCAUCCCAGCGUCAACCAAGAAGUGAAGUUUGACGACUGCAAUCGCUUGGCCGCUGAACAUUACUUGUAUCAGCGCAACCAACCGGUCAAUUACUUUGUGCUCAUCCUGCAGGGCAGGGUGGAAGUCGAGAUUGGGAAGGAAGGAUUGAAGUUUGAAAAUGGCGCCUUCACCUAUUAUGGCGUCUCGGCACUUACCGCUCCUUCUUCAGUCCAUCAGUCCCCGGUGUCCACUCUACGGAUGAAUCGUCGUGAACAGCCGGUUGACAGCACAGAGCCCACCAAUUACUCAGCGUAUUGCCCUGACUACACCGUUCGAGCCCUCACCGAUCUGCAGUUCAUCAAGGUCACCCGUCUGCAGUAUCUCAAUGCUCUUAUGGCCUCCAGGAUACAGAACUCGCCCCAAUCUCCCGAAGCUGUGGAUCUCAAAAUCAUCCCCAGCAGUCAGACCAAGCUCCUGAACGACAAAAAUGCGGCAACAGGGAAAAGCCGAAGCAAGUUCAAUCUCCAGGAAGAGAUGAGCCAGAGCACGGGGGUUUGACUUCAAAUCACGCGGCGUUAGGACUGCAGGGCGGGGCAAGCCCAGGAGAACACUCCCUCUUUUAAAAACUUUCAGCACUUCUCCUGGCUACCGCCCUGUUUUCAGACGGACUUCUGCGUUGGGCACCUGCGUUUCCAAAAGACAGGAGGAGCCCGGCCUUCUCGGGGGGGAGAGAGAGGGGGGCCCUGGCUGGACUCAACGCCAGCGGCUUCCGGCGCCCCGGCUGGGCUACUAUGCCUUAAGACAUUUGUAAGCGGUGCUUGACUGCGGAGGGUUGGUGGACCUGGGCGAAAUGUGUUCGUGGCGGAGAGCGGCGGCCAGCAAAUACAGACUCGACUCUUUUGA